AUGAACAUGCUGCACGCCCAAGAGAGCAACGGCGACUGUCUGAAGCUGUACUGUCAGAUCAAGCGGAGAGUCGAGCCUUACGACGUUUCGAUUAUGGACGAGUAUAAAAAGCUGCUGCGAGUGACCGACGAUCAGAGCGAGGUCCACUAUCAUUGGGCGAGACUGCAUGACAGUAUGGUGACUUCGCAGAUGGCCAAAGAGUCGUUCGAUCUUCAAGAAGCGGUCCGGCACUACUGUCUCUGUCUGCAGACGUCCGAUCGGUUCCUCUAUCACUCCAUCAUCCGUCUCACCACGCUCUGGUUCAAAGCCAUGCAAUCGCUCAGCGAGGACUUGUUGGCCGUGGUCCCCGAGAUCGAAUCGAUCAAGCCCUACCAAUGGUAUAUCGUGUUCCAGCAACUCCUGACCGUGGCUUGCCAUCCCAACGAUAAACUGAAAGUGCAGGUGGCGCGAAUCGUCUCUGGGGUCUUUCAGAAAUACCCAAAGCAGGUGGUGUGGCAGAUUCUCGCGAUGUUAAACGUGAAAUCCGGACCGAAGCGAGAGUUCAUGAUGUCUGUGAGGGAGUGA
This is a messenger RNA of Blastocystis hominis, 564 nucleotides long. RefSeq lists its product as hypothetical. The record is from RefSeq and is a predicted model, not a curated record. The coding region runs from base 1 to 564 and encodes 187 amino acids. Lineage: Eukaryota; Bigyra; Opalinata; Blastocystidae. The transcript has 3 exons.